This is a messenger RNA of Nematocida parisii ERTm1, 210 nucleotides long. RefSeq lists its product as uncharacterized. The transcript has a single exon. The record is from RefSeq and is a predicted model, not a curated record. The coding region runs from base 1 to 210 and encodes 69 amino acids. Lineage: Eukaryota; Fungi; Microsporidia.
AUGCAUAAGACAUCAAGAAAGAAUCAAUUUAUACAAAUCGGCAUAACAGUAACAGCAGUAAUUAUAGUCAUAUGGAUAUACCACAUAAUCAGAAACAACGAUAAGCCAGCAAAAGGUGGACAGUCAAACAAACCAAAACUACUAGAACUACCAGCACCACCAGAACCACCAGAACCAAUUGAAAAGAAGCCCAUCAUAGAAGAAGCAUAA